Molecule: messenger RNA, 1543 nt
Organism: Aspergillus ruber CBS 135680
Lineage: Eukaryota; Fungi; Ascomycota; Eurotiomycetes; Eurotiales; Aspergillaceae
Product: flavin monoamine oxidase family protein
Exons: 3
Coding region: 1-1428 (475 amino acids)
Molecular function (GO): oxidoreductase activity
Source: RefSeq, a predicted model, not a curated record
AUGUCCUCCCCAGAUUCUGUUUCUCUUCGAAGCACGCCCAAGCAGGCCGAUGUGCUCGUGGUUGGUGCAGGACUGAGCGGCCUCCGCGCCGCUUUAGGCGUCCAAGCGGCUGGAUUGUCCUGCGUUGUCGUGGAGGCAAUUGAUCGUGUGGGGGGUAAGACUCUCACGGUGCCGUCGAAGCACAGCGGUCCCGGUGUCAGCGACAUCGGUGGUGCCUGGAUCAAUGAUACGUCGCAAUCGGAAAUGUAUCGGUUGCUCCAGAAAUACGGCCUGCACGGAGAGGUGCAGAGGGCAGAAGUACGAGUGUUUCUGACCGAGGUAUUGCUUCAGUUCGAGGGAAAAGACCAAAUUUUGGUGGCAUCAGCAUUGCAGCAUUUCCGAGAGGUGAUCGAGGAGAUUGACCUGGAGAAUCCAGCAACUGGAAAGGCUGCAAAAGAGCUAGAUAGCAUGACAUCGACCGAGUACUGCCACAGAACUUUUCAGUCUGAACUGGUCACCGGUCUCGUUGACACCGCCGUCCAGUCUAUGGUGGGCGUUGAAGGAAAUGCGAUCAGCAUGCUGGCCUUUCUACAAGGCGUCAAGACUGCGACUGGAAUUGAUGCGGCCUUGUCCGACGGCAAGGACGGAGCACAGUAUCUGCGGCUUCGAGAAGGAAUGCAAACUUUCUCGCUGAAUAUGGCCGAGGAUCUGAAACCCGAUACUCUCGUCCUCUCGGCCCCGGUGACGUCCAUCGAGCAAUGCCCGCAGACGCGCCUCUGCACUGUCCGAACAUCUUCCCCCACUCACAGCAUCGUUCAAGCAAAGAAAGUAAUCCUAUCUGUCCCGAGAACCCUGUACAACAAAAUCGCCUUCAACCCUCCCCUCCCCUCCGCCCAAAGCCGCUUCGCAGAUAAAAACAUAAUCGGCUACUACAGCAAAACAAUCUACGUUUUCGACCAGCCCUGGUGGCACACUGCCGGUCUCUCGGGGGCUGUUCAAACCCAAUUUGGGCCUAUUCUGUUCUCUCGCGACACGAGCGUCCCAGCCGACGACCAAUGGUCAAUCACCUGCUUCCUCGUCGCCGACCGUGGCCGCGAAUGGUCGCUGUUGUCCCAGGCUGAACGGCGCCGUACGGCGUGGGAACAGUUCCGCACCAUCUUUGAGGGAGCCGGGACGCCGUUAGAGAAACUCAAUGUACCUGAACCGAUCAACGUCCUGGAAAUGGAGUGGUCCAAGGAGGAGUUCUUCGGAGGUGCGACUUGCCCGGUACCACCCCCUGGGCUAAUUUCUUCCGUGGAUGCUUCGGCUGCCCGGACACCAUUUGAUAAUAUCCAUUUCGUGGGGACUGAGACUGCACUCGUCUGGCGGGGUUAUAUGGAGGGGGCGGUUCGCUCAGGGGAUAGGGGUGCACAGGAGGUUAUUGGUGCGUUGAAAAGGGUAGAAAACUGAUCAGUGGUCAACAAGGAUGAACAAUGAUAUUAUAUCUAGCUAUUGGAUUCCACGGCUUAUUUGACAGUUACAGGAACAGCUUGUUCUUUUUCUUUCUUUCUUUUUUUUUUUUUUU